AUGGGCGGCAGCUGGCCAACCGCGCUACUCGACUCUCCGCCCGACAACGACGACAACGACAUCCACAACCAACAACCACAACCACCGCUGACCGACCAGCUGCAUCGACAACGACAACCACAUCCCUAUCCAUGCCACAAUAUCGAACCAACUACCUCUCCUUUUGUUCUGGACCUUGGGAUUUCCAAUAGUCUGGGUUUGGUUGUUGAGCUCGCACCGCCUAUUCCGUUUCCCCUCGAUAUUUACCCAGCUACUGGUCACGACCAAUCCGCUUGUUGUCGGAUAAUCGUGGUCGACUGGCUGAAUAUUGGCGGAUAUUGUACAUGUAGCCGCCGCACCGAUAUAAGCUACCAUGAAGGGUUUCAGACAGAGAGUUGUAAGCCUCCACCACACUCCCCUCGUUUGGAUGUUUCUUUGCUUUUGGGGAUGUACAUGCUGUCCCGUGCGAAAGAUUCAAACAAGUCUUCUAAGAAGAAGGACUCUUCCGGAACAUCCUCCCCAAGUCAGAACACAACCUCAAGUUCGUCGGGCCCUACCCCUUCCCCGGCCAACUCCAACCAUGGCACUCCUACAUCCUCGACUACCACUGUGAAUGAUACCAAAGGCAGGCCUGGAAUGCAAGGUGGUAAUGGUGGUGGGAUUCCGCCACCAAAGGCCGGCCAAAAGUCACACCUUUUUGACCGAUUACAAACAACUCCCAAGGAUGUCCCUGAAGGUAUCAGGACACCAAAACGGCAACACUCCUCGAGGUUCGACAUAUCCGAUCAGCGCCAAAGAGAACUUGAGAAGCUUCCUGGCUUCCACGAGGUCCCCCCGAACCGGCGCCAGGAUUUGUUCAUGCAAAAGAUUGACCAGUGUAAUAUCAUUUUCGACUUUAACGAUCCGACUGGCGAUAUGAAAUCCAAGGAGAUCAAGCGACUUGCCCUGCAUGAAUUAUUAGACUAUGUGGCAAACAACAGAUCCGUCAUUACUGACCCCAUGUAUCCCCGUGUGGUGGACAUGUUCGCCAAAAACCUUUUCCGCCCUAUUCCCCCUCCCGUAAACCCUCAAGGAGACGCGUUCGACCCAGAAGAGGAUGAACCCGUUCUUGAAGUCGCAUGGCCGCAUAUUCAGGUUGUUUAUGAAUUUUUUCUUCGGUUUAUCGAGAGCCAAGAUUUCAAUACCAAUAUAGCAAAAGCGUACAUCGAUCAUCAGUUUGUUUUACAACUACUGGAACUCUUCGAUUCCGAAGACCCUCGCGAACGAGACUUCCUCAAAACAACCCUUCAUCGCAUCUACGGCAAAUUCCUCAAUCUACGUUCUUACAUUCGACGGUCGAUCAACAACGUUUUCUUCCAGUUCAUGUACGAGACCGAACGCUUUAAUGGAGUAGCAGAGCUGCUCGAGAUUCUUGGAUCUAUUAUUAAUGGCUUCGCCCUCCCGCUUAAGGAGGAGCACAAGCUCUUCUUGACGCGUGUUUUGAUUCCCCUCCAUAAAGUAAAGAGUCUGAGCAUGUAUCACCCCCAACUGGCCUAUUGCAUUGUUCAAUUCCUUGAAAAGGACUCUGCGCUCACUGAAGAGGUUGUCCUUGGGCUUCUCCGCUACUGGCCAAAAGUAAAUAGCACGAAAGAGGUCAUGUUUUUGAAUGAAGUCGAAGAUAUAUUUGAAGUCAUGGACCCCGCAGAAUUUGCCAAGGUCCAAGAGCCGCUGUUCAAUCAACUGGCGAAAUCGGUCGCUAGUCCCCAUUUUCAGGUUGCUGAACGGGCCCUAUAUUUUUGGAACAAUGAGUACUUCUGCAAUCUAGUCACGGAUAACGUAGAGACUAUCCUCCCUAUUAUGUUUGCUCCACUCUACGAGAAUUCAAAAGGCCAUUGGAACAGGACCAUCCACAGCAUGGUAUACAAUGCGAUGAAACUCUUCAUGGAGAUCAAUCCACAACUAUUCGACGAUUGCUCCCACGACUACACAGAAUUACAAUCAACAGCAGAAGCGCGUGAGAAGGAUAGACAGAGCAAAUGGGACAGACUGCAAAAACUAGCCCAAUCUCGAAAGAGCUUGACAGGUACAGGCACAGCAACGGAGCCAUCUUCACUAUCACUCAAUGCUACUAAUGCUGCGCCCUCUACAUCAUCUCCACCACCAUCAUCUGACGGACGACCAAGCCCAUCUCUUACUACGGACGAUAUGGACAAGGCAACCCAUGAUAGCCAACAACGGCUUAACGCGCUGAAACUGCAGGAUGAAUCGAAUGUGAGCAAGGAGCGGCGGUUGCGGGAGCGGGAUGGGCAAAACCUGAAUUCGGUUAGUGCUUCAUAA
Histoplasma capsulatum G186AR is the source of this 2295-nucleotide messenger RNA. RefSeq names its product phosphatase 2a. The record is from RefSeq and is a predicted model, not a curated record. Gene Ontology annotation, molecular function: protein phosphatase regulator activity. NCBI's taxonomy places the organism in Eukaryota, Fungi, Ascomycota, Eurotiomycetes, Onygenales, Ajellomycetaceae. Gene Ontology annotation, biological process: signal transduction. The transcript has 9 exons. Gene Ontology annotation, cellular component: protein phosphatase type 2A complex. Bases 1 to 2295 code for a protein of 764 amino acids.